Molecule: messenger RNA, 2325 nt
Organism: Coprinopsis cinerea okayama7#130
Lineage: Eukaryota; Fungi; Basidiomycota; Agaricomycetes; Agaricales; Psathyrellaceae
Exons: 7
Coding region: 1-2325 (774 amino acids)
Source: RefSeq, a predicted model, not a curated record
AUGGACACAGGUGGCGUUCGACCCUUUGAAAGGGUUUGUUUUAACCUGUCCAGACACUGUGGCGCCGUACCUUUGGCUAGUUUUCUGGCCAACGAUUACCAAGAUCUCGACAUCAGGGACUACCAUAUCCUGCCGUUUGGCCAAACCCCAACCGAUAACGAGCCAACCGACGCGAAUCUCGCGACUCUACAAGCAGCCACGGUAGGACCUGAGUUCAGAGGUGUGCAGGACGGCGAGGAAGGGCAGCCGGCUCGUGCUGGCGCACCCAGUGGUGCUACUCUGCCACUGGGCGGGCCAGCGUCGGCGACUACUGACUCGCUGGUUCCUAAACCCUCUACUUGUGGCACCACAGGUUCGCACCCAACCUCUUCCUCCUCGACCACGGAUUCGAAAUUAUUACACUCGAAGCCUACACCCGAAAACGCGCAGGACAUGCUCGAGCAGACUUGUUUGAGGCUUUGCGGUACAACAGAGGGGCUCUUGAUCUGGGAAGUGUUCCGGGACCACAAACUGAACACUUUUGGCGCAAUCUUGACUGUAACAUCUCUCACUGGACUUCAACGCACGUAUCGAACUCCAUCUCCUCAAUAUCCCACGGGGCUUCAGGCAAAACGCGAGGCUGCUUAUCUGGCUAUCCAGAUGGGGGCGCUGGAUUUCCUCCGGACUGGCGAAGAAGACCGGAUGAAGCACAAGAAAGAAGAGCUGGUGGCCAGAGCGAAGAUAGCGGAGCAGCAGAGUAGACAGCAGCGGGAAGAGAAGGGUGAGGAUGAAGAUGACGCGGUCAGGCUUGUGGAAGAGGCAUGUGAACGGAAACACGCCAAAAUAUAUUGGGUACCGUAUCGUAAUCCUACCAACAGAGAGCAAUGGGGAAUGGCACUACGUGUGGCCUUGUCUCUGCACCAAGCAGAGACCUACUCCACGGAAGCGACGUUCGAAAGCAAAGCCAAAGCGAAGGCUCAGUGCGCUUCGACAGCCUUGAAGGAGGACCUCCUGGAGUAUCUCAAAUCGGGGGAGGGCAACGGCGAACCUUCCGCACGUUUCCCCUCAGGUCUCGGAAUCCAGCUGCAAAGGGCUGCCUCCCACAGGUACUCCCUACAGGAGUACUUCGAUACCCUGCCUAAGCCUUUCCCGAUCGAAGUCGGCCAGAAGUCAGCCCUCGACCUAAAGCCCGUGAAUUGGGUGAACAGUCUGGUCCAGGGCACCAAGGUGCCCGGCUUGAAGGUCAAUUACUAUUUUACUAGUUCAGACCAAGGUGCCGCAAGCUUGUCCGGCUGUGUCCUUCGCGUCGAAUGGCAUCCCAACGCCGCCAACCCACAGAAGAUCGACUGGAAACUGCCUACCUAUAUUGUCGAUUGUCACUUUGCGAGGCGCGCCGACGCAAAAGCCGCCGUCUGUCUGUUGGCCGUGUCGCAAGAUAUGCAAGGCACCAUCCAACAACUAAAGGAACGAUGGCAGGAUUCACGCGAGGCACUAUUGUCCAGGGCGCACAGAACGCUGGCCGAGUCAAGAAUUAUACCUACACUGAUGAGCAAGGGCUCGAAGCUUACACAGCGUGCAGGAACGAAAGGCUACCACCGGAUUAGAUACGAAUGGGGUGGAGCUGAUGGAGCCUUUGGGUGUACGCUCAAGGUUGACGUCUCCAACGACCCGAAUUUCCCUGACGUCAGGGAAUUCUCGGUCGCACCUCAAUACCUUUCCAAGCUUGAAGCCAAGUGCGCUGCAGCAUGCGUUGCUGCGAAGUCUGGCGUCAUUGAAUUGCUACAUUCGCGCAGCGGUGGUGUUGUUUCCGAGGUUCGAGGGCGUGAUGGACAGAAACGAGGCUAUUGGGAUAUCCUCAAUGACCUGGAUAUGGACGAGGAGGAUCGAGGCAGGGAGCUCAGUCUCCUCUUCACAGAAGGCGGUCGGGGAGUGAAAAGGAAGCACGACGGGGGUAAGGAUUCCCAUAGCAAGAAGAUCGACGUUGGAAAGAUGGGUGUGGAUGACGGCGAGAUCGAGCAAGGCCAAAUCGUAGAAGAUGACCCGCAGGGAACGGCUUCAAACUAUUCAGUUAGCACCAACCCGCCUACCGCCCCGGGCAGGCGCGCAAAGAAGAGACAGGCGCAUCAAAAUAGCGAACCUACCAGGCUAGGUGGUCCAUCGUCUCUACCUCGCCCUCCCCCGUCUGCGCGUCCAUUACCCGCACGACCGCCACCCGUCCAUCCUACGCACUUUCCUCCACACGGAUACCGACCCAUAAACACGCGCUACGUGAAGACAGCCAAAUGCGGUGGACGUCGUCUAUGGACUCGUACAAGCCAAGUCCCACCUCGCAUCGCCAUCCCAUGA